Molecule: messenger RNA, 228 nt
Organism: Funneliformis geosporum
Lineage: Eukaryota; Fungi; Glomeromycota; Glomeromycetes; Glomerales; Glomeraceae
Source: the annotation of a GenBank genome assembly
AUGACUUCUAUGAUUUUCAAAACCGGAGGAGAUAGUGUUCUAAAAAAAAAGCUGAAAAGGAUAAAGCCAUCGAAUUGUAGAAAAGAUGGAACUUUUCGAAAAAUGAAUCAAGAGAUAAUGAGUAAUGGUCUUAUCCUAUACUUCUUAACCGAUGACUUAGAUAAUCAACCGAUAUGUAAAUUUUUGGCCAACCAAAAAGAAAAUAGCUAUGAUCAUUUUGGGACAUAG